Molecule: messenger RNA, 3205 nt
Organism: Syngnathus typhle (broad-nosed pipefish)
Lineage: Eukaryota; Metazoa; Chordata; Actinopteri; Syngnathiformes; Syngnathidae
Product: NUAK family SNF1-like kinase 1
Exons: 7
Coding region: 113-2065 (650 amino acids)
Biological process (GO): intracellular signal transduction; protein phosphorylation; microtubule cytoskeleton organization
Cellular component (GO): cytoplasm
Molecular function (GO): tau-protein kinase activity; ATP binding; protein serine/threonine kinase activity
Source: RefSeq, a predicted model, not a curated record
UUGCCUGUUGCUUGGAGUUCACUGCUGGUGCAGCGGUGUAUUGUGUGACUGCUUCCCAAGCCAACUGCUCAUCAGGCUCCUGAAUGUGCAACAUAUUGUGUGGUCUCGCGCGAUGGGCAGACGUGAUGGCGACAGCAGAGGCGCGAUGAACACCGGCGAGCGCUCGGAGCUCGGCUACCCGCAGGACUCUCGUCGCAGGCUUGGCGGACGCGCAGGCGUGUGCGGCUUGGAAUCGGACGCAGACGUGGAUGCGGCGGGCCGGCCGGUGAUGGAGGUGAAGAAGCACCAGCACAAACAUAACUUGAAACACCGCUACGAGCUGAUGGAGACGCUGGGGAAGGGCACCUACGGCAAAGUGAAGAAGGCGGUGGACAGGGCAAGCCUCCAAACGGUGGCCAUCAAGACAAUCAGUAAGGAGCGCAUCACAGACGACCUUGACAAAAUUCACAUCCAGAGGGAGAUUGAGAUUACCUCCUCGCUCCAGCACUCCUACAUCAUACGCUUCCUCGAGGUGUUCGAGAGCCGCGAUAAGAUUGUGAUUGUGAUGGAGUACGCCAGCAAAGGCGAGCUAUACGAUUACAUCCUGGGCAAGGGGAAACUUGCGGAAACAGAAUCCCGGAGCAUCUUCAGGCAAAUCACAUCGGCUGUCCACUACUGCCACAAGAACGGUGUUGUGCAUCGAGACCUUAAGCUGGAGAACAUCCUUUUGGAUCAAGAUCUGAAUGUGAAGCUGGCCGACUUUGGCCUUUCCAAUCAGUACCAAAGAGGCACUCUGCUGCAGACCUUCUGUGGAAGUCCGCUCUAUGCCGCCCCAGAAAUAGUGAGUGGGCUGCCCUACCAGGGACCAGAGGUGGACUGCUGGGCGCUGGGUGUGCUUUUGUACGCACUGGUGUACAGCAGUAUGCCAUUUGAUGGAGUCAGUCACUCCAUCCUCAAAGAGCAGAUAUGCCACGGUCGCUAUCGAAGACCCAACCCCCCCUCAGACGCCUGCGCUCUUAUCGACUGGCUGUUGACGGUGCGUGUGGACGAGAGGGCCACAAUCGAGGAUGUAGCCAACCACUGGUGGGUGAACUGGGGAUACGAGGAGAGCGUGUGCGAUUGCGCUUCAUCAGCCCACCCGGACUGUCCCUCCCCCCUACUGGCUCGCUACAUCGACUGGCAGAAUCGGGUUGCCGGCAAUCUGGCUACUGAUCCCCAUCAUCAGCGUUACUUCAGCUUGCCUCUCCGGGCUGAACGAGGAGGAAGAACGCGAGGAGGAACGUCCAACGUCCGAAAGUCUCGCAAGGAGAACGCUAUUCCGCAGACUACACAAGGAGCCUGUGGUGGUGCUGCAACUUCUGGCUCCGCCUCCUCCGGCGAAAGAAAGAAACCCAAAAGUAUUCUGAAACACCAGAAGAGCUUUGACUCUGUUUUGCACAGCCCUCCCAAAGAAAGUCCCCACUCGGGUUCCGUUGAUCCCCUUCUUUAUCAAAAACAUGCACUUGGUCACAUUGAUGCUGAAGUCCUAUCCACCAGUCUGUCAUCUCCCAGUACAUUCAGACAGCCCUCCUCUAAAAUGCCCAAAAAGGGGAUACUUAAAAACCUGAAUGAAGGGGAGACAGGUUAUGUCUCCUCAUCACGUGGAAGAGAGUCCAGACCAGGCGUCCAAGUGGAUGAUUCUGAAAACUCCUGCUUGAAAAAACAGCACACAUUUGUCCCAGCAGCAGAGGACAGUCCAACCAUGCGCACAGAGGCGGUGAGAAGAAGAAAGGGCAUUCUCAAACGGAACGGCAAGUUCUCACGCAGUCUGGAGCUUCCGGAGGAACAGCGCUCACCGCCGCUAUUUCCAGACACUCUCCAACAGUUCCUCCGGGUCAAAAUGGGGGCCGACGGACACCAAAGCCGCCCCUCAAGCGUGGUGAGCGAGGACAGCCUUUUCUCGAGCGACUCCUUCGACCUACUGGACUUCAGCACACAAUCGCGCCGUGAGGUUUUUUGCCAGGGGGUGCAGAACAGCACAUGUAACUCAGAGGAGGAUCUGAGAGGUAGAGCAGGUGAAAGUGAAGCAAGUGAGACCGAGUGGUGAUCAUGCGGUGGCUAAUUUAAAGACCCUGUCAAGGGAAAUGGUAUAAUUGAUUCUAAAGAUGUUGUUCUUGUCAUAAAAUAAUUCCUAAAUUUAUGUCCAAAGACUAACAAAAAUGUAGAACUGAAUUGUGGAGCUGAAGAGUUAAACUGUUUUUCAGUUUGUUUGUUUAUCUGAUUUUUGAGAGCACAGACAAAAGCUUGAUUUUUUCACAGUUUUGAAGCCUUAUUUUGCAAAAACAUUUUAUCAUUCACAUUUGACAGGUUGGUUUACAUGUGGUUUGCCUUUUACAAGACAUUUAUUUUCCCUUUUUAGGAGCUUUACCUUUGAGCAGUCAUUUCCCCAUUUUAACAGCACUUCUAUAUUUACAGGACCGAAGAACUGCAUUUGAGUGCUGCUAAUGUAAAGCACUUUUUCCCCGAAUGGGUCACUGGAAUUUCUCCAGGUGAGACUCAAACCACAAACCAGUCACACUGCUGCUCCCUUUGUUUCGAUGUUAUAACUCAUUUUAUGUUCAAAUGAGUUUUGCACUAUGGCUGUUGAAUGCCACACACACCAAUGUGUCAAUAUCAUAUAAACAAUUACUAUUCACCAACCGUUAACAUCAAAAAGCCCAAAAGACAUCAGACAAAUUGCAUUCGUCUCAAUCAUCAGAACACGCAGGAUAUUUGUGCAACUCUGUGUAAAAGUGUGUUUCAUGAGAAAUAUGUUUUUUUCCUGCAUCUUGGCUAAUUUGUUCUUUCUCUACAGUUAAUGAAACUGUGUUUGAGACAGUACAGUACAUAAAUUGCCAUGUGUUGAUGAGGUUUCAGAAUUACUAUGCUAAUUGGAAGUGGAAGUAGACCUCGACUUGGUAGAUUGGCAAAUAUCUUUUUUUUUUUUUUUUAGUGUUCAUUAUUUGUGGGGACCACAAGUGGGUAAAAUGUGUGAGGCACUGACAAGAGAAGCUCUGUUUUGUUUCCAUAAUUGGCUUUGGAUCAAAUAUUCCAACACGAAGCACUCAUGUCGUCCAAUGGUUCAGUCAUGUUUUGUGGUUUCACUGGUUGAUUCUAAUCCUUCUAAUGUGAAAUAAACAUGUUUGAUGCUGUCGUGUAACGACAAAAAACAGUGUAUUCACCAAUAAAAUACACAAGCAUUAAGUCA